Messenger RNA from Mirounga angustirostris (Northern elephant seal), 1021 nucleotides. It is a transcript of the gene PRDX4, whose product is annotated as peroxiredoxin 4. Gene Ontology annotation, cellular component: cytosol; endoplasmic reticulum. The record is from RefSeq and is a predicted model, not a curated record. Lineage: Eukaryota; Metazoa; Chordata; Mammalia; Carnivora; Phocidae. Gene Ontology annotation, molecular function: thioredoxin peroxidase activity. The transcript has 8 exons. Gene Ontology annotation, biological process: hydrogen peroxide catabolic process; cellular response to stress; response to oxidative stress. Bases 94 to 912 code for a protein of 272 amino acids.
GCUCACGCGGGCUCCGGGCGCGCGGCUGUAGCUCAGUGACGGCGGGAGAAGUCGCGCUCGCGCCAAGGGACGUGUGUUUGCGCUCGCGUGGUCAUGGAGGCGCCGCUGCAGCCGCCAGCCGCAACGACUCCAGCCUGUGGCCGGAGCCGAAGGCUGCUGCUGCUGCCGCUGCUGCUCUUCUUGCUGCCAGCCGGAGCUCUGCGAGGCUGGGAGGCAGAAGAGAGGCCCCGAACCCGCGAAGAGGAAUGCCACUUCUACGCGGGUGGACAAGUGUACCCAGGGGAGGCGUCCCGGGUUUCGGUCGCCGACCACUCCCUGCACCUCAGCAAAGCCAAGAUUUCCAAGCCAGCACCUUAUUGGGAAGGAACAGCUGUGAUAAAUGGAGAAUUCAAGGAGCUCAAGUUGACCGAUUAUCGUGGGAAAUACUUGGUUUUUUUCUUCUACCCACUUGAUUUCACUUUCGUGUGUCCAACUGAAAUCAUUGCCUUUGGUGAUAGGAUUGAAGAAUUCAGAUCUAUAAACACUGAAGUGGUAGCAUGCUCUGUUGAUUCACAGUUUACCCACUUGGCCUGGAUUAAUACCCCUCGCAGACAAGGAGGACUUGGGCCAAUAAGGAUUCCACUUCUUUCAGAUCUGACCCAUCAAAUCUCGAAGGACUAUGGCGUAUAUCUGGAGGACUCAGGCCAUACCCUUAGGGGUCUCUUCAUUAUUGAUGACAAAGGAGUCCUAAGGCAGAUUACUCUGAAUGACCUUCCUGUCGGUAGGUCAGUGGAUGAGACACUGCGUUUGGUUCAAGCAUUCCAGUACACUGACAAACAUGGAGAAGUCUGUCCUGCUGGUUGGAAACCUGGUAGUGAAACAAUCAAACCUGAAGAUGUCAUGAAAGCCUGGUGGCCAAGAGAAGAGCUAUAAUUCCAGAUCCAGCUGGAAAACUGAAGUAUUUCGAUAAACUCAACUAAAAAAUACUUCCUCAGGUUUCAGUGCUUGAAAGUUCUCAAUAAAGUUCACCAUUUUAGUACCA